Molecule: messenger RNA, 1302 nt
Organism: Talaromyces amestolkiae
Lineage: Eukaryota; Fungi; Ascomycota; Eurotiomycetes; Eurotiales; Trichocomaceae
Exons: 5
Coding region: 1-1302 (433 amino acids)
Biological process (GO): L-tyrosine catabolic process; L-phenylalanine catabolic process; homogentisate catabolic process
Molecular function (GO): fumarylacetoacetase activity
Source: RefSeq, a predicted model, not a curated record
AUGACAAUCUCAUUUCCAUUUCCUGUUCCUUCUAGCAGCCCAUUCGGGGUUUAUAAUAUCCCUUUCGGGAUAUACAGUACUUCGGGAACAACGCCUAGGGUUGCCACUGCCGUCGGGAACUAUGUGCUCGAUCUAGAUACCCUACUUCAGCAUGGCAUUCUUGCAGACCCGAUAUUGACACAUUCCCUUGGCGAUGUUUUUCUAAAACCAUACCUCAAUGACUUCGCCGCACUUCCAAUCUCUGAUCGUCGAACAGUCCGCGCGAUCAUCAUCCAUCAUCUUACCACUGCUGAUUCUCCGUUGUUCAAAGACGAGUCUCUGCAGCAGAAGGCUUUCAUUCCGAUCCAAAAUGUCACCAUGCACCUGCCUAUGCGGCUUACGGACUAUACCGAUUUCUACUCCUCGCUGGUGCAUGCCGACAAAGCCGGCAAAGCAAUGAACAUCCCCAUUCCACCCGCCUUCUACGAAUACCCAAUGGCCUACAACGGCCGCGUCUCUUCCGUCGCAGUUUCUGGCACAGAAGUCAUCCGUCCCAAGGGUUUCUUCCUCCGCAAUCCUAAAGACAAGCACGUCGAGUACCAAGCCUCUCAAGAACUCGACUUUGAAGUUGAAAUGGGCUGUUUCAUUUCCCUACCGGUAGCUCCGGGAAAUGUGGUGAAUGCCAAGGAUGCGUGGAAGCAUGUUUUUGGAUACGUCCUAUUGAACGACUGGUCUGCCAGAGACGUGCAGAAGUAUGAAAUGCAUCCGUUUGGACCGCUUCAUUCAAAGAGUUUUCUUACGAGUAUCUCACCCUGGGUGGUUACGCCAGAUGCGCUGAGGGGCAGUAUUGCGAGGCCGGUGGAAUCUAAUUACUCGUCGGAGCUGUCGAGUCAUCUACGAAAUGAUCCUGAUAACCAUGCGGGGUAUGAUAUUGAUUUUUCGGUGACAUUAUCUCGCAAAAAAUCAGACCCUGUCCAAAUAGUACAGACAAAUCUGACAGACGCCUACUGGGACUCUCUGCAGAUGAUUGCGUACCAAUCAUCAAGCGGCUGUGGCCUCAAUACUGGCGACCUUUUGGGAUCUGGCACGACUUCCUCCCCUACUCCCCAAACAAGAGACUCCAAUACUCCCUCAGGAUGUGGAUGUCUCUUCGAGGCAAAUGCUUGUGGGGAACCGCUGCCGCUUGUCGCUGGUGAGAAAGUAGUAUGGCUGGAAGAUGGAGACACUCUUACGAUUGAAGGCUGGUUUACUACUCCUGAUGGGAAGAGGGCUGGGUUUGGCCCAUUGAGUGGGUUGGUGCAGCCGACGAGGGAGGCGGUUUGA